Messenger RNA from Saccharomyces eubayanus, 1623 nucleotides. RefSeq lists its product as uncharacterized. Bases 1 to 1623 code for a protein of 540 amino acids. Gene Ontology annotation, cellular component: membrane. Gene Ontology annotation, biological process: carbohydrate transport; transmembrane transport. Gene Ontology annotation, molecular function: carbohydrate:proton symporter activity. The record is from RefSeq and is a predicted model, not a curated record. The transcript has a single exon. Lineage: Eukaryota; Fungi; Ascomycota; Saccharomycetes; Saccharomycetales; Saccharomycetaceae.
AUGAAGGCUAUGAAAUCUAUUAUUUGGAGACUUCCCAAAAUGCCGAAAAUCAAAAUCACAAAAACUUACGAAGUUGCCAAAAUCACGGCAAUAUUAACCCUUAUAGGAUUUAUCAUGGGCCUCGAAGUUCCGUCAUUAGCAACUUUUCUCACAAACAAGACAUUCAACGAAUAUUUCAAGUACCCAACACCAUUGCAACAAGGCCUAUUAAUGGGGUCCACUCCUCUGGGUGGCAUAGCUGGGUGCCUUAUUUAUUGUAUGAUGAAUGAUAAAUAUAGUAGAAUUUACCAAUUUCAAACGGGAAUAAUAAUUUGGAAUAUAGUUACACUGUUGAAUUUCGGUAUUUGGAACUUGUUAGGUUUACUGAUUUGUCGAGUGAUCAAGGGGAUGAUACUGGGGAAUUUUUCGAUCUUGGUGGCUUCGUAUGCUAAUGAAAUUAUUCCUCGCGACAAACGUGGUAGUACAAUGAGUUAUAUUCAAUUGUGUUUAACCAUAGGGAUUCUCGUCAUGCAUUACUUGUGCAUUGCAUUGAGCCUUUGGAAGUCACAUUUUGCGUUCCGUGUUGCAUGGUGUAUAGGAAUUGUUCCCGGAGUGGCGUUUUGGGCAGCUAGUUACGCCUUACCAGAAUCCUACCAUUGGCUAGUACUGCAUGGACAGAUGAGUAAAGCCCAGGAGAUUCAACACAAUUUAGCCAAGAAAUUUAACGAAAGCCAGCCAAGAGAUGCAGUACCGGAAAUGAGUAAGAUUGAAUUAGCAGGAGAUUUUUGGAUUGGUGUUAACGAUCUAAAUUUCUGCAAAAAAUUGCCUCGUGGUUCAUUGAAGCCUUUGGUUCUUGGUAUGACUUUACAAUUAUUGAUUCAAUUCAGUGGUAUAAAUAUCAUCCUAGGUUAUAUCACCUACAUUUGCGAGAUUGUGGGGCUCGAGGGAAAUGUGAAAUUAUUCACAAGUUCCAUACCCUACUUCAUCAAUAUGGUUUUGAGUUUAUUACCAAUUACGUUUAUCGAUUACACAAGCAGAAAACUAAUCACAGUGCUGGGCGGAUUCCCCAUAAGUGGGCUAUUAGUUACUAUUGGUGCAUUAUUUGUUAGAUAUGGUCAAGAUACCAAACCGAUCGAUGGUAAUAAGAGUUUGGUUUGGUCUAUUGGAGAAAACCCGUUCGUGGGCGGGUGGAUCUUAGCAUUGUGCUUCCUGAUUGUUGGGAUUUUUGCGAUGAGCCUUUCUAGUAUACCUUGGAUUUACACAAAUGAAAUGUUGCCGUCACGAGUGAAAGUGAAAGGAUUUGCAAUUUGCGUAACAUUUGGAUGGUUGGGCAACUUUAUAUUGACGUUUCUAUGUCCUGUGAUGAUCGAAACGUUAAAGGGCACAACGUUUAUAAUAUUUGGGGCUUUCACGUUUAUAAUAACGUUAAUUGUUUUAUUUUUGUUCCCAGAGACAAAGGGAAUGAGUAUGGAAGACGUUGAUAAAUUCUUUGAGUUUGAAAACAGAGUGGACCCUCAUUUGCAUGAGGAGAAGGGUAUCAAGACUCCAGAUUCGAAUUCCAAUAUCGGCUCCAUACGGUCCUCGGAAGAAGGGGAAUUGCAUAAGCCUAUUAAUUUGAAUAGCAAUGAAGAGAUGAUUAUUUGA